Lodderomyces pseudojiufengensis is the source of this 4602-nucleotide messenger RNA. It is a transcript of the gene MYO2, whose product is annotated as myosin 2. The record is from RefSeq and is a predicted model, not a curated record. Gene Ontology annotation, cellular component: vesicle; cytoplasm; actin cytoskeleton. The transcript has a single exon. The coding region runs from base 1 to 4602 and encodes 1533 amino acids. Lineage: Eukaryota; Fungi; Ascomycota; Pichiomycetes; Serinales; Debaryomycetaceae. Gene Ontology annotation, molecular function: microfilament motor activity; actin filament binding; ATP binding. Gene Ontology annotation, biological process: vesicle transport along actin filament; actin filament organization.
AUGGUAUCAUUAUAUGAUGCAGGAACUCGCUGUUGGUAUCCUGAUAAAGAAUUAGGUUGGGUAGGAACAAUUGUUAAAUCAAAUAAACAAGAAGGUAAAAAACAUAUAAUAGAAUUAACAUUAGAAAAUGAUGAUUCAACUAUAUUUAAAAUAGAAACAGAUAAUCUUUCAGAAGAUAAUGAUGAAUUACCACCAUUAAGAAAUCCACCUAUAUUAGAAUCAACUGAAGAUUUAACAAGUUUAUCAUAUUUAAAUGAACCAGCUGUUUUACAAACUAUAAAAAUACGUUAUUCAUUAUUAAAUAUUUAUACAUAUUCAGGUAUAGUAUUAAUUGCAACUAAUCCUUUUCAAAAAGUAGAACAAUUAUAUACUCAAGAUAUUGUACAAAAUUAUGCUGGAAGACAAAGAACAGAAUCAGAUCCUCAUCUUUUUGCCAUUGCAGAAGAUGCUUAUAGAUGUAUGAAACAAAAUGGAGAUAAUCAAACUAUAGUUGUUAGUGGUGAAUCUGGAGCUGGUAAAACAGUUUCUGCUAAAUAUAUUAUGAGAUAUUUUGCUUCUGUAGAAGCUGAUGUACAACAAGCUAUAGGAACUGAUCAUAAAGUAGAAAUGUCAGAUGUUGAAAAACAAAUAUUAGCAACAAAUCCUAUAAUGGAAGCUUUUGGUAAUGCAAAAACUACAAGAAAUGAUAAUUCAUCACGUUUUGGUAAAUAUUUGGAAAUAUUAUUUGAUAAAGAAACUUCUAUUAUUGGUGCAAGAAUAAGAACAUACCUUUUAGAAAGAUCAAGAUUAGUAUUUCAACCAUCUACUGAAAGAAAUUAUCAUAUUUUUUAUCAAAUUUUGGCAGGAAUGGAUUCAAAAGAGAAAGAAAAAUUAGGAUUGAAAACUGCUAGUGAUUAUAAAUACACCAAUCAAGGUGGUUCACCUAAAAUAAAUGGAGUAGAUGAUGCUGAAGAAUUUAAAAUAACAAAAGAUGCGUUAUCCUUAAUAGGUGUUGAUGAUUCAAAACAAUUUGAAAUAUAUAAAAUAUUGGCAGCUCUUUUACAUCUUGGUAAUAUUGAUAUAGCUGCUACUAAAAAUGAUGCACAUUUAUCAAGUGAUGAACCAAAUUUAGUUAAAGCUUGUGAGUUAUUAGGUAUAGAUGCGUUUAAUUUCGCCAAAUGGUGCGUGAAAAAACAAAUCACUACAAGAUCUGAAAAAAUUGUUAGUAAUUUAAAUCAUAAACAAGCAAUUGUUGCAAGAGAUUCAUUUGCAAAAUAUAUUUAUUCAGCAUUAUUCGAUUGGUUGGUUGAUUAUGUUAAUACUGAUUUAUGUCCAGAAUCAGUUGCUUCACAAAUAAAUUCAUUUAUUGGAGUAUUGGAUAUUUAUGGGUUUGAACAUUUUGAAAAAAAUUCAUUUGAACAAUUUUGUAUUAAUUAUGCUAAUGAAAAAUUACAACAAGAAUUUAAUCAACAUGUAUUUAAAUUAGAACAAGAAGAAUAUAUAAAAGAACAAAUUGAAUGGUCUUUUAUAGACUUUUCAGAUAAUCAACCAUGUAUUGAUUUGAUUGAAAAUAGAAUGGGUAUUUUGGCUUUAUUAGAUGAAGAAUCAAGAUUACCAGCAGGUAAUGAUCAAUCAUGGAUUGAAAAAAUGUAUCAAAAUUUGGAUAAACCUCCUUCAAAUAAAGUUUUCCAAAAACCAAGAUUUGGUCAAACUAAAUUCGUUGUUAAUCAUUAUGCUUUAGAUGUUACAUAUGAUAUGGAUGGAUUUAUAGAGAAAAAUAGAGACACAGUUGGAGAAGGACAUUUAGAAGUUAUGAAAAAUUCUAAAAAUGAAUUACUUCAAGAUAUUCUUAGUAUAAUUGAUAAAAAUGCAAGUGCUUUAGAAGCAACCAAACAACCAACAAAAGGUAAAAUGAUGAAUAAAAAACCAACAUUAGGUUCCAUGUUUAAAAAUUCAUUAAUUGAAUUAAUGAAAACUAUAAAUUCUACAAAUGUUCAUUAUAUAAGAUGUAUAAAACCAAAUGAAGAGAAAAAAGCUUGGGAAUUUGAUUCAUUAAUGGUGCUAUCUCAAUUACGAGCUUGUGGUGUUUUGGAAACGAUCAGAAUUUCAUGUGCUGGUUUCCCUUCAAGAUGGACUUAUGUUGAAUUCGCUGAUAGGUAUCAUAUCUUAGCUCCUUCAAAAGAUUGGAUUAAAGUAAUGAGUGGUGAAACCACACAAGAAUCUGUAACUGAUUUAUGUAAUCAAAUUUUACAAUCAAAUACUGAAAAUAAAGAAAAAUAUCAACUAGGUAAUACCAAGAUUUUUUUCAAAGCUGGUAUGUUGGCUCAUUUUGAAAAAUUAAGGACAGAUAAAUUAUAUAGAUCUGCUGUCAUGAUACAAAAGAAUAUGAGAAAACGUUUCUUUAGACAAAAAUAUAUUGAAAUAAGGCAAUCUCAUAUCAAAUUACAAAGUUUAAUACGUGGUUUUGAGAGAAGAAGGUUUAUAAGACAAGAAAAGGAAAAACAUGCAGCAACAUUAAUUCAAACUUCAAUAAGAGGACAUUUAGCAAGAAAACAGUAUCAAAACACUCUCAAAUCAGUUAUUACAUUACAAAAAUCAAUAAGAGGUUUACAAGCAAGACAAAAUUUCAAAAAACACCGACUCGAAAAAUCAGCGUCAACUAUACAAAAAUCAUGGAAAGGAUAUCAACAAAGAAAAGAAUUCAACAAAACCAAAAGAUCAGCUAUUAUUAUUCAAUCUGCUUUUAGAAGACAAUUUGCUUAUCGUGAAUUGAAAACAUUAAAAGCUGAUGCAAAAUCUGUAAAUAAAUUAAAAGAAGUUUCUUAUCAGUUGGAGAACAAAGUUAUUGAUUUAACUCAAGCUUUAACAUCUAAAAUUCAAGAUAAUAAGAAAUUAAUGGAAGAAAUACUGAAUUUAAAAGAUUUAUUAAAUCAACAAGGACAAGUAAAAGAAACUUUAAAAUCAAGAGAAUUAGAAUUUAAUGAGAAAUAUGAUUCCACAAAACAAGAACAUCAAGAAGAAGUUGAAAAUUUAAAUCGUGAAUUAAAUACAAUAAAAUCAGAUUAUUCAUCAGCUGAAGAAAAAAUCAGACAAUUAACUAAAGAACAAAUUGAAUUGAAAGAAGAAGUUCAAAAAACAAUAAAAGAAUUAAAUGAUGCUAAAAAUGAUCUUAUUAAACGUGAUACUAUUGAAGUUGAUCUUAAAGCUCAUAUUGAUCAAUUAAAAUCAGAAUUAGCUCAACUAAGUAAUCCCAAAAUUAGAAACGCGAAUACAAGUAAACGUCAUAGCAGUGCUUUGGCGUGGAGUUCUCCCAAUUCUAUUGAUAAUCCUAGGCCGGUAUCAGUCAUUGCUGUAUCAAAUGAUGACAAUGCUAAUAUUGAUGAUAUUAAUGAUGAAUUAUUUAAAUUAUUAAGAGAUUCACGUCAAUUACAUCGUGAAAUAGUUGAAGGUUUAUUAAAAGGUUUAAAAAUACCACCUGCUGGAGUUGCUGCAGAUUUAACAAGAAAAGAAGUAUUAUUUCCAAGUAGAAUUAUUAUAAUAAUAUUAUCAGAUAUGUGGAGAUUAGGUUUAACUAAAGAAAGUGAAGAUUUUCUUGGUGAAAUUUUAGCAUCUAUACAGAAUCUUGUUUCAUUAUUAAAAGAUGAUGAUGUUAUUCCUCAUGGUGCAUUUUGGUUAUCAAAUACUCAUGAAUUAUAUUCAUUUGUUUCAUAUGCUGAACAAACUAUUAUAGCAAAUGAUACAUUAUCUAAUGAAAUGAGUGAAGAAGAAUUUACUGAAUAUUUAAAAUUAGUUGCUGUUGUAAAAGAAGAUUUUGAAUCAUUAUCUUAUAAUAUUUAUAAUAUGUGGAUGAAAAAAAUGCAAAAAGAUUUAGAGAAAAAAGCAGUUUCUGCAGUUGUAUUAUCUCAAGCAUUACCUGGAUUUAUGGCACCAGAAAAUUCACCAUUUUUAAGUAAAGUAUUUUCAGCUGGUGCUACAUAUAAAAUGGAUGAUAUAUUAUCAACUUUUAAUACAUUAUAUUGGUCAAUGAAAAGUUAUUAUUUAGAAAAUGAUGUUAUUGUAAGAGUAAUAACAGAAAUGUUAAAAUUUAUUGAUGCAUUAUGUUUUAAUGAUUUAAUAUUAAGAAGAAAUUUUUUAAGUUGGAAAAGAGGAUUACAAUUAAAUUAUAAUGUUACAAGAUUAGAAGAAUGGUGUAAAUCUCAUGAUAUUGAAGAAGGUUCAUCAUGUUUAGUUCAUUUAUUACAAGCUGCAAAAUUAUUACAAUUAAGAAAAAAUACUGCUGAAGAUAUUGAUAUUAUAUAUGAAAUAUGUUAUGCAUUAAAUUCUGCACAAAUUCAUAAAACUAUAAGUGCUUAUACAGCAGCAGAUUAUGAAACUCCUGUAGCACCUGCAGUAAUGAAAUUAGUAGCAGAAAGAACAAAAGAAAGCUCAAAUGAUGAUUUAUUUUUAACAAUGUCAACAGAUGGUCAUUUUGAAGAUCCUUUUAGAGAAAUUGAAUUAAGACCUUUUUCAAGAGUUGAAGCUUAUGUUCCCGCAUGGUUGAAUUUACCUGUAAUACGAAGAAUUGUUGAAUUAGUUGCAAAAAAUGCUUCAGUUCAAGAAACUUCUCAUCAAAACGGUCUGUAA